AUGGAUAAAGACACGGAUUUUCCCUUCUUUUCUCGUAUUGCCUUUGAUCAGCUUGUAUCAGAAUUUUUAUCGAGCCAUAAUCCUAUGCAACGAAGAAAGGCCAUCAUUACCCAAGAAGACUAUGAUCUGAUAAUUAGUAUUCUAAAAAAUCCUACAAAUACAUCUAAUGGAACUGCUAAAGACCGUUUAUGGGCCAAAAAUAAUUUUUACUUACGCGAUCUCGGAACAUCCCAGAACCCGAUCCUUCAACUUAUGGAACUAAAAAAUGCAAGUGAAAGAUCAGAUCGGGUUAUUUGUCCGUUUCAAAACCUUUAUACUGUCCUUGGAAAGAUGCAUGGCAGCACGUAUCGACAUUCUGGUUCAAAAAAAACUUUCGAUGCAAUAAGCAGGCAAUAUGCCUACAUUCCUCGAUCAUUUGUAGAGCUAUAUGUUGCUCGAUGUACACAAUGUUGUACACGACGAAAUUUUCCGGCACCUGUUAUCAGAGAGACUAUUCUUUCAAAAAAGUUCUUGCAACGUGUGCAAGUAGACCUUGUUUCAUUUGAAAAAUAUCCAGAUCAAGACUACCG
This is a messenger RNA of Racocetra persica, 569 nucleotides long. The record is from the annotation of a GenBank genome assembly. NCBI's taxonomy places the organism in Eukaryota, Fungi, Glomeromycota, Glomeromycetes, Diversisporales, Gigasporaceae.